GCGAAUAAAUACGAUGAUUUCCGUCGAGAGUGGGUGCGUCAGCGCCGAGCACGCAUGGACUGGCAAGCCAUAAUCAAUCCAUGUCAUGACAAUAUGGCCUGGGGAAAAGUGAAGGCUGGCUGGGAAAAACCUAACAGAACCAAUGCCUCUACAAGUGAGAUAAUAUUUCAGGACAUCAGGCCUGCGGGAGAGUAUAGUAAGAUUUUCAUCCAAUCAAAAACGUCGGAUAAUGUAACGAAAGUCAUUGGUGGAGACACCUGGAGGGUCUACGUACGCGGUCCAGAAAACAUUGCGGCGACUCUUUUUGAUCACAAUAAUGGAACUUAUCAAGCUCUGUUUCUUAUCAUGGAGCCUGGUAUCUAUCAGCUGUUUAUUUAUCUGGAUUAUAGUCUGUGUGACGGAUUCAGGGAUCCACCACGUGACUGGUUUAUUAGGGGCAUCGCUCAAGGGAAAUUUCAGCGGGAGGGUCUUCUAGGCCCCCUGGAUGACUACUUGGUACAGCCCCUUCAGAGCGGAAGGCCUAUGGGGAUAAAAGUAACAAAGGCAGAGACGAACCUUUCAUUAGGUGGUAAGUAACCUGGUAGAAGGAAAAAAAAAAUUGCCAUUAGCCGGUGUGUAAUAACCUGGCAGCGUUUGCCGCGAAAGCGCCGUACGAGUAAAUUUUUCGCUUAGAGCGCUUUCCGAUGGAGUGUCGUAAACCAAUAUCAAUAUAAUCAAAACGGUCAAUCAAAUGAAAGGCAAUAUUCAUGAGCAGCCAAUGAGUGCUCAAAGUGAAAACACACAAACAUCGUCAAGCGCGGGAAACACAUGUGACCAAUCUACGAUUAGUUUUUGCUUUAAAUCUGAUUGGUUGAGAAAGUGGCGUGAGUUUUCUGGACCAGUCACGUGGUAAAGUAAAGGAAAAUCAAAGGAAUCUCGGAUUUCUUCGAAAACAUCGUAUAUAACUGAAAAUUCUAAUCAUUUUUUUUUUUGCAUCUUUGUUCUGUACAGACAAACUUCAUUCUCCAGAAUCGUGUUCUUCCACAUGUAAUAAGUUGUGGGAUGGAUUUGGUCGGUGGAGGAAUGACAAAUGGCGGCCAUACCUUGAAGGUAAAAACUGACCUGUCAUUGGCCAAGUCAAAUUAGAAGAACAAGCAAACAUAUUUAUUUUGCCGGCAAUGGUUUGUAAUUAGUUUUGAUAGUAAGACCUAAACAUAAAGCGUAUUGUAAAUAAUUAAAGAAUUCCUCACUUCAUUGAAUAUUUGCCUUCUUACAGAAUCAUACAACUGGUCUCUACCAGCAAAUUACAUCUCUUCUGGAACUCUCUGGGUGUACGGUGAUUCAUUAGGGGUUCGCCUGUAUCAGUCAAUCAGCUCUCGGGCCCUAUGUAGAAAGCUCUACUGUAAAUGCAAAAACAGUUAUAAUUGGCUCUAUCCAAUAAUUACCGAGCAACAGAGCAGGACGAAAAACGAUAGUCUCGACUUCCUUGCUGGGGAGGUUUUGAAAGCCAUUCGAAGCGUUCUUAAUACGACUGAAUUACAGCAGCCUUCCAGUGUAUUACUUUUAAACCUUGGACUUCACUAUCCUGUCAGCGUCAAUUUUACAACUUUCCAGAAGGUCAUCGGACAAGUAAUAAAUUUGUUGAAAGAGACACAAGCUUUGCUUCCCAAUCCUCAAUCAUAA
Molecule: messenger RNA, 1662 nt
Organism: Pocillopora meandrina
Lineage: Eukaryota; Metazoa; Cnidaria; Anthozoa; Scleractinia; Pocilloporidae
Source: the annotation of a GenBank genome assembly